Messenger RNA from Engraulis encrasicolus (European anchovy), 5370 nucleotides. RefSeq names its product lymphoid-restricted membrane protein (gene lrmp). Lineage: Eukaryota; Metazoa; Chordata; Actinopteri; Clupeiformes; Engraulidae. The transcript has 38 exons. Bases 30 to 5360 code for a protein of 1776 amino acids. The record is from RefSeq and is a predicted model, not a curated record. Gene Ontology annotation, cellular component: endoplasmic reticulum membrane.
GGCCUGCUCUCGUCGUGUGCUCAGCAGCCAUGGACCUGGCCGUGUCUCAACGUCGCCACAACCCUGUGGACAGCAUCUGCCGCAAGCUGAAGACCAUCCAGCGUCGUGACCAGGAGCUGGACUCCUCGUCCCCGCUCCACAUCCCGCGCUUCCAGUCCAGCAGCUACGACAGUCCGCAGCCGGGUCUCCGCUGCAACCUGGAGGCCAUCUUGAAGAAGCGCGCCAUGCGCCACCCCGACCACCCAGACACACCCGCCAACGCCCACGCCGCGCUCCUCUCCACCUCCUCCUCUUCCACCACCUCCUCCUUCUCCUCAUCCCAUAACAACACCACCUCCUCCUCCAACUCGGUCUACUCCAAUAGCACCUUCACGGCUACCAUCAUGGGGUCGUCCUCCAUCAACUCCUCCCUGUCCUCCACCCUAAUUGGCACCGCCGCGGGUGGUGGCGGUGGUGGUGCUGGGGGCGGUUCUGGGAUGGCGUCCCCUAACGUCACCCCUGGGAGGCCUCAAGGUCGUCGGGUGACCCUCGGAGCAAGUGGUGACAGUGGAGGAGGUUUCCGCGGAGGAGUGGCAUCGUCGUCCCCUCUCGCCACCCCGCGGCGAGCUACGCCCAACGCCACCUACACCAUCACCAGCACCAUGCUGGAGCGCCGAGCUGGGGGCGGUGGAGGAGGUGGUGGUGGAGGUGGUUCCUUCGCCUCGUCCGCAACAGGCACCCCAACCCACACGGGGGCCCAGAGGAGAGGAGGGGGAAUUUGGGGGGGUGGUGGCGGCAGCUGGCAGAGGACCUGCUCCACCCCCGCCCCCUCCGCACCACCCUCGGAGAGGGACGGCUACUUUACGUUCGGACGCGACACCCCCUAUGGGGGACUGGAUGGGGAGGAGACGCCUCGCACUGAUGGAGGAGGAGGUGGUGGAGGAGGUGGAAGACGAGAAGAGGAGGAGGAGGAGGAGGAGGAGAGGGACCGGGUCAGGAGCCCUACUCACUGCCUCCUCUCCUACAACCUGAACUUCUGCUCCUCGGACGCCUCCACCAUACUGGAGCCGGAGCUGGCCUACCCUGCACUGGUGGUCAAGAGACUCUCCCUGGGGGACGGUGCCUUGUCCUCUGAGGCCAGGAAGGAGAACUUGACGGAGGUGAGCCUGCUGUGUGAGGAGGACCUGCUCGACACCAUCUUCCACGCCUGCGACACGCAGCGCAGAGGUAAAGUGUACGUGUCCCGCAUCGUGGACUACCUUCGCCACACUACCAGUCGUACCUCUGAGGACAGCGGCCUGGAGGACCUGUGCAACAUGCUGGACCCCGAACGCAAGGACAUCUCCAUAGACCUGGACACCUACCAUGCAGUCAUGAAGGAAUGGAUAGACGACUGCAGAAAUCAAGAUGAUGACACAGCACAGAAUAUCGCACAGGAGUCUGUGAAGGCUCUGGACAGUUUGGCAGCGAGGAGAUCAGUGCUGUUGAACAUGACUUCAGGCAGUCUGGAGGCGAUCGGAGGGGAGACCUCCAGGAAUGACCUGGAGACGUCUGACCUGAUCUACUGCGUGGCGGACCUCCAGUGCACCAAUCAGAAGCUUCAGGAGGAGAUGAGGAAACUGAAGCAGACCAUGGAGAUGAUGGACGACAACAACCAGAAACUAGUGGAGGAGAACCAGGAGCUCAAAACACAGGCCAAGAUGGGGCAGCAGCUGCUGCAGCGUGAGAAGCUCCUGAAGGAGGAAAUGGAGGAGAUGAAGGUGACCCUCAACUCAGUGGAGGAGGCUCGCACCCGAGCCACACACCAGACCAAACACAUGGAGCGGGAGAACCAGGCUCUCAUCUCCAAGAUCACUGCACUUCAGGAAGAGAACAUCCGUGCUGCUGUGGAGAUGGACGACCUUCAGAAGAAGAUGGGGGAGCUGUGUGACAUCAAUGCUGACCUCCAGGUGAAGGUCCAUUCAUUUGAUGGCGUCUUGAGGGAAAAGGAUUCUGUAAUAUUUGAGAGGAAUCGGGAGAUUGAGGACCUGAAGACUGCCGUGGUGGAGUACUGCUCUGUUACUGAGAUAUUGAGAGCAGACAAGACGAAGCUGGAAAAUCAGAUGCAGCUGAUGCACCCCGAUAUUACUGCUUCCGGUCUCUCCCUGUCUGUGGCGUACCGGCUCAACCAGACCAGCCUGGGAUCCCUGCAGACAGAGCUGGCACUCGCACAGAGCCCUUUGGAGGGUGGUGAGCGUUUCUCCUCCUCCAUGUGUGUGGCGUCUCCUCUGGAUGAGACUCUGGACAGGGAGGUGCUGCUCCUGAUGCAGGGCCCCACUCCUGAACAGCAGAGCAUGGAACACAGGGCACUCAUACGCACACUGAGGAAGGAGUUCCAGGAGCACACCUACACGGUCCAAUCAGCACUCAGGAACCUGGGGGGCAAACAAGACGGACAGGAGGUUUCCACCAGUAAGAAGCUUCAGGUGGAGCUAGAGCAGCGUCGUCGUGACUGGGCCCAGACUCUGGACCAGGUGCAGCAGUAUACGGACUCUCUGGAGAAGGAGCUGUUGAAGAUGGCCAGCAACAUGCGCCGCUCACGCACAGAGAUCCUGCACCUGUCCGUCAGGGUCCAGGAGCAGGAGAACCAGAAGCAGCAGCUGAAGGAUGAACUGGACACUCUGAAGACACCUCAAGACAGCAGAGAGGCCAGCUGCCAAACCCCCGACGUACCACAGGUGGAUGACGAUCCGGACGGUCCUUCGUUAGAGUGGGAGGAGGAGUACGCCAUCCCAGAAUCCCCUCUGCCUCCAGGGCUCUGUCGGCCCGGCAACGGGGUCCUGCUGCUCGGAGCAGGAAGUCACUCGACUCCCGACGCUAAGGAUGCUACGUCGCUAGGAGACCACCCGUCGCCGGGCGCUAAAGAGGCGUCGCUAGAAGGAGGACAGCCGUCGCCGGUCGUCAAGGAGGCGCAAGGAGAGGAGACGCGGCGAGAGGAGGAGCAGAGGGGGGGACAGCUGGACUCUGGAGUGGAGGAGGAGGAGACGACGCAGGGGGAGAGUUCGGAGGCGUCCGAGAGGGGUCGCGACCCCAACACCUCCACAGGAGCCGCAGGUCCACAAAGGGAAGCCGUGUCAACAGCCAGCCAAUCACAGGAAGGGGCCGGUAUCCCAGCAUGCACUGGGCUUGCGGACGCCCACCGGCAGCCGGCCGCAUGUGCUGAGCAGAGCGAACACCAAGAGGCUCCUCAUCCUCCCACACACACUCCUGCAGCUGGUCCUGUGCCCUCUGAAAACAGUAAGGUCAUUCCAUCCUCCCCCACGCAAGGCAACAUGGUAUCUCCCAACAACACGCCUGCGGAGGUGGACCAGGCCACUUCUCAGUCCCCCAGGUGUGGGGAGGCCUCUUCACCGGGUGACCCCAACGCUACACCAGAGGAGCAGCAGCAGCAGGGGGACACCAUGAACCACAACGACUCCCAGAAGCUGGGCUCUCAGCUGUCUCCUGACUCUGGCGGUGCACUGGAGAGUCACAGGUCCAGUCUGCUGCCCGUUGCAGAAGAGGAGGAGACACUGUUGGAGUCUUCAGUUGAUGCUGUCGACAUGGCGACAGGUACACAUACGGAAUCUUCAGACGUCACCACGGCUACGGACGAUGGAAACAGCCGUUCAGCUGACUCGGCGAAUCAGGUCGUCCCCAAGGGCGGCGGUGACAUCACCACCAGCGACGCAGGCGCAGGCCAGUCACCAACAGGGGGCGAGAGAGGCGCACACAAGAAGGAGUUGGAAGCGUGUGUGUGUGUGAGACAGAACAUGUGUGAGAUAUCGUGUGUGUGUGUGUUGACAUGCAUGCCGGAGUUCAAUAGGCGAUGGUAUCUGGAUGACCCAUCAGAGAAGACUCCUACCUGCAGCCUCGCUGUUUCCGUGUGUGUGUGUGUGGAUGUGCAUGUGUGUGUGUAUAAGAUGCAAAGGUCUCGUCAGGAGUGCACCUCAGGCUCUGUAUUCCUUCCUCAGGAGAAGGAGCAGAGUAUGGAGUCUCAGGAGGGUCAAAAGGCACAGGAGGACAGCGAGACCUCCGCCGCAGACAAGGAAGUCUCGACCUCCGCUCUGUCCGAGGAUACCAGUGAACAGGAGGACAGGCGAAACAGCUUCAGCCUGUCUGCCAGCGAGAAGGAAGUGGAGACGGAGUUCCAUCGCCUGUCUCUGAGCUUCAAGUGUGACAUGUACACCCUGGAGAAGAGGCUGAGGCUGGAGGAGAGGUCACGUGACCUGGCAGAGGAGAAUGUACGCAAGGAGGUCGCCAGCUGCCAAGGACUGCUACAGGCCCUGAGUCCACUGUGUGAGGACGACAGCCAAUCAGUGGAGAUCAUCCAGAGACUACAGAAGAACCUGGACAUCCUUAUCCAGUCCAUGGUCCGGGUGUCAAGCAGAUCGGAAACACUAGGAGCAAUACACCAGGAGAGUCGCGUGGGCAAGGCGGUGGAGGUGAUGAUCCAGCAUGUGGAGAACUUGAGGAGAACCUACACCAAGGAGCACGCAGAACUGGUGGAGCUACGGGAGUCAGUAUCCAACAGCGAGCGGUCGUUUGGUACACACAGCGACAGAGAUGACAUGUCGAGGCUUAAGAAGCAGUCUGGAUCACAAUACUACAAGCCGUCCUCAUCACGCCGGGUCAGCAUCGCCGUCAUGUCUAAAUCUCCGGAUUCUGGCGAUGGAGAGAACGGCAGGAGACAGCCAUGGAAAGGUGGAGGUGGGGGCCAGCGUCCGCCCCUGAAGCGCUUCGUGAGUUCCGGGGGCUGGCCCGAUGGCGAGGGGCCGCGGAACAACAUGGAGGACUCCUCUUCCCCCUCCUACCCCAAUCGGUUUGCGUACGACACAGACUCCCACUCGGAGGAGGAGCGGCGUGAAGAGCAGCCGGUGGUGGUGGAGAGGAGGAAGUCCAGCCUGACUGAGCUUGGCAACAAGCUCACCUCCCUUAUACUGCCACUCAAGAUGCAAAGCCAGUCCUCAAGCCCAACCAAAGACCAGUCGCCGCCUCCCUCCGCACACAACACGCCCGAGCCUCAUCGCACCUCCAUCUCCUCCACCUCCUCCUCAACUCACCCCUCCUCCUCCACCUCCUCCUCCUCCUCCACCUCCUCCUGGUCCUCCUACCUCCCGUCCUGGCGCCCGGGGCUGGGUCUGGGCGUGGGUCUUCAGGGUGUGGGCGUGCCUGGACGUGGUGUGUGGAUGUGGGCAUUGGCCCUGGUGGUGCUGGCGUGCCUGCUGGCCGUGCUGGCCAGCCUGGUGCUGCAGCCGGCGGCCGACGCGGCUCCCGUGGGCACGGGGGACUCCUGGAUGACCAUCCAGCAGCUGCUCUGGCCCUACACCAGCCUGCGGCACAACGGGCAGCCGCCCGUCUGACCCCCCCCCC